CGGCUGCUGCCGCCGCUGCCGCUGCUCUGUCUUCCCGGGCUCCUCCGCCGCCGCCGCCGCGCCAUGACCCUGGGCAGCGCCCUUCUCCUGCGCCCCGGCAGCGGCCCCCGGCUGCAGCUGCCCUGCCUGGCCAAGAUGGAGCGCCUGGUGGUGGCCAUGCAGGACCCGGACAUGGGCGUCAAGCUGCGGAGCCAGCGCCUCCUGAUCACCGUCAUCCCGCACGCCGUCACCGGGAGCGACGUGCUCCAGUGGCUGCUGCAGAAGUACGCCAUCUCCCAGGAGGAGUCCCUCCACUUGGGCAACCUGAUCGUCAAGCACGGCUACCUCUACCCGCUGAAGGAGCCCCGCAGCCUGGUCCUGCGCCCGGAUGAGUCGCCCUACCGCUUCCAGACCCCCUACUUCUGGAUGAGCACCAAGUGGCCGGCCACCGAGCUGGAUUACGCGGUGUACCUGGCCAAGAAGAACAUCCGGAGGCAAGGGGAGCUCGUCGGCCACGAGAAGGAGGACUACAACCGGCUGCACAAGAGGAUCAACCACACCUGGGACUUCGUGGUGAUGCAGGCGCGGGAGCAGCUCCGGGCGGCCAAGCAGCGGCGGAAAGGCGACCGGAUCGUCAUCGAGUGUCAGGAGCAGGCCUACUGGCUGGUCAACCGGCCCCCGGUGAGUCCUGCUCAGCAAGAGAGGGGCCGGGCGGCCUCCGACUGCUCUGCCGGAUGGCCUCGCAGUGGGGCUGCCUGGGCUCCCGAGGGGCGCAAGGGGCCCUGGCGGGUCGCCUGCCUUGGCCUCCCCUCCGCCUGUCCGUCCCUCCAGGUCCCCUUGGUUGGGGGCUGCCCCCAAGACAGGCAGGCAGGCAGGGAGGGAACCGGGCCCCGACCCUGCUCUCUUGUUCCCCCAGCCUGGCGCCGUGAACGCGAUGGAUCAGGGCCCCGAGCGGAGGAACCGCCUCAGCAGCCGGGUGCAGCUGGAGAAGAACACCGACUUCUACAAACGGGAGAUCCGCUACUUCCGCGCCGCCAUGGGCCGGACCCGCGUCAAGUCUUCCGUUUGCCUGGAGGGGUACCUCAAGUUCAACGAGCAGUACGUGCCCCACGACCCGCUCAUGUCCGGCUGCCUCCCCAGCAACCCCUGGGUCAGCGACGACACCCUCUACUGGGCCAUGAACGCCCCCGCGGCGACGGCCCCCACCAGGCUGCGGGUGGAGCGGUGGAGCUUCGGCUUCGGGGAGCUCAUCGGGGACUCUCUGGGCCGCGUCCAGCUCCUGGAGUUCCUCAAGAAGGAGUUCAGCGCCGAGAACCUGAGCUUCUGGGAGGCCUGCGAGGAGCUGCGCUACGGAGAGCAGGCGCGCAUCGCGGAGAUCGUGGACUCCAUCUACCAGCAGUUCCUGGCCCCCGGAGCCACCCGCUGGGUCAACAUCGACAGCAAGACCAUGGAGCGGACCCUGGAGGGCAUCAAGACCCCGCACCGCUACGUGAUGGACGACGCCCAGAUGCACAUCUACAUGCUGAUGAAGAAGGACUCCUACCCCCGGUUCCUCAAGUCGGAGCUCUACAAGACUCUGCUGGCCGAGGCCCUGGUCCCGCCGGAGACCAGGAGGCGCGCCUUCCCCUUCGUCCGCAAGCAGCGCCACGCCAGCCCCAGCCCGGCCUCGCUCCUGCCGCCGCCUCCGGCCCCUGCUCCUGGGGACGCCGAGGGCCGAGCGGAGGAGGAGGAGGGCGCGCUCCCGCUGGCAGGGCCCCCGGAGCAGCAGGACGGCGGCGUCUAGUCCGGGAAGCCCCCAGCCCCUCCGCCGCCGCUCCGGAAUGGGAGGAGGAAGCAGCCGUACGGGCCAAGGAUGCCCCAUGCAGCCCCUGCCCCGCAGGAAUGGCCAGUCCUCCCCAGGGCCGCCGGCCCCUCCCCGCCCCGGUUCCCUUGCAAUAAAACCCCUCUUUGC
Molecule: messenger RNA, 1930 nt
Organism: Sceloporus undulatus (fence lizard)
Lineage: Eukaryota; Metazoa; Chordata; Lepidosauria; Squamata; Phrynosomatidae
Gene: RGS11
Product: regulator of G protein signaling 11
Exons: 16
Coding region: 64-1917 (617 amino acids)
Biological process (GO): regulation of G protein-coupled receptor signaling pathway; G protein-coupled receptor signaling pathway; intracellular signal transduction
Source: RefSeq, a predicted model, not a curated record